Aspergillus nomiae NRRL 13137 is the source of this 1521-nucleotide messenger RNA. RefSeq lists its product as uncharacterized. Lineage: Eukaryota; Fungi; Ascomycota; Eurotiomycetes; Eurotiales; Aspergillaceae. Bases 1 to 1521 code for a protein of 506 amino acids. The transcript is spliced from 6 exons. The record is from RefSeq and is a predicted model, not a curated record.
AUGCAGAAUUCGCAUUACAACAGCGUCCCGACCGGCAUGAAUGAUACCCUUCGCACACGGCCUGACGUUGUGACCUCGUCCAAGAUUCCGCAUGACAAUGACGGCACGUAUCGGCAAAAUUCUGCUAGGCGAUUGAGAUUUCAAUUGUGGUCAAGAGUCAAGCAAUAUGCCCCUUUUGGCACAACAGGAAAAUCCCGGGCCCGCCAAUUGGCUCCCAGUCAAGCAAGCCCUUGUCUGCCAGAGAUUAGUACCAAAUAUUCUGACAAAGUCACGAUUACUUCUGAAAAACAUGAACAACUGGGUACAUCGCGAUGCAAUGCCAGUAUACCAGACGGCAGAUCCAGGUUCAUCAACACCGUAAAAUCAAAUCCUACGGACUCGCUUCCAGCGCCUUCUCCUAAUAGUGAGAAAUCAAAAAUUAUCUCGACUGCUAAAUCGCCAACCAAACCUUUCAACGCUGCCAUACUUCACCCAGUUUCUGGGCCCCUUAUUCUUCCCUCACAGGCAGAAGUUGCGUCGGUGCAGCUGUCACCUCCGACUAGCAAAUAUCAAGACGCACUCCCCAAGACUACAAAGACAGAUACGGAGGGCUCAAUUCACCCAGUUGAAUUAUUCGCCGUCAGCGCGGAGCCUGAAACAACAAGUCCCCCUCCGGUGCCCCCAAAGUCACCACGAACGAUGGAUCGCUCUCCAAAGCUUCAGCAAGAACAAUGUUCCACAGUGGAGGAGCUCUGCUGGGCCGACGAUUCCCAAGUGUACACAACUCACCAAGCAAUCGGGAAGGCCAACGCCAUACCAAAGCUGAAGAUGCAUCACCGGAGGAAUCUAAACAAGGGAUAUUUCUCGACAGAACGCCGAGCAUGCUUCAUGCUCCCUCUCGCAGUUGCUCCAUCAGGUGCUAGCCCGGUCUUUUCGCCAAAUGAGAUAGAAUGUCUGCACCCCUACGCUAAGCAUCAGGCUGAGGAAUUCAAAGCAUUAAACUGUGGUGAAGUUAGGGCACUUUCUUUGGAACUCCGGGUACUUGAGGAGCGCUGCAAACAGAUUCGCCGUAUUUACAAUUCACUCGAAUUCGAGCUCCGUGGUCUGCAGGAACGUACAACUCGGCUCCUCGGGUCCCAAAGCACGGACUUUGCUGAGUGCAGGAAAAACGUGUUGAUCCGAACAAAAGCUAUGGCAGAUCUUAACGUGUCCAUGAAAGGUUGGGCCAGCAAGUUAGAGCAGGCUACAGACCAGCAAGUCUAUCUCCGUCAAAAGCUUGCAAAACAUGUGGCGGCGACUUCGCUCCGCGACACGACCAACCCGGGGCUUGGACUAUCGGACGAGCCAGAUCAUGGAACAAACCCGGUAAUCACGUCGAAUCUUGUGGAUACGAGCCGCAGAAAGACAGAAUCCAUUAAGGUCUACGCAGACUUGAACGUCUUCGAAGAAAUUGCCACUUUGGCGGAACCCGAAAGGCAGAUGGAGCUUACGGGUUUCCCCACAGAGGAGACCUCUCGUCACGGUAUUCUUCAUCCAUUCUGA